Messenger RNA from Suncus etruscus (white-toothed pygmy shrew), 3681 nucleotides. RefSeq names its product ADAM metallopeptidase with thrombospondin type 1 motif 16 (gene ADAMTS16). Bases 1 to 3681 code for a protein of 1226 amino acids. Gene Ontology annotation, molecular function: metalloendopeptidase activity. Gene Ontology annotation, biological process: extracellular matrix organization; proteolysis. The record is from RefSeq and is a predicted model, not a curated record. The transcript has 23 exons. Lineage: Eukaryota; Metazoa; Chordata; Mammalia; Eulipotyphla; Soricidae. Gene Ontology annotation, cellular component: extracellular matrix.
AUGCCGCGCGCGCUCCCCUCGAGGGUGCGGGGAUGCGGGGCGGGGCGCACCCCCAGUUGCGCGGGGUUCUGGGUGCUGCUGCUGCUGCUGACACAGGUGCUUGCGUGCGCCCUGACACCCGCAACCUCUGCGUCCCGGAACUCGGGCUCCCCAAGGCCUUCCCAUCCCGAGGGCUGGGUGGAAAAGGGAGAAUACGAGCUGGUGAGCCCCUACGAGGUGGACCACAAGGGCGCCUAUGUGUCCCAUAAAGUGGCACAUCCCCACCGGAGGAAGAGGACCCUGGCUCGGCACCUGCCUGAUGCGCUCCACCUGCGGCUCACGGGCUUCAGGCAAGAAUUCCUGCUCGACCUGACAGUGGCCAACAGCCUGGUGGUCCCCGGGCUGCGCGUGCACACGCUGGGCCAGGGUGGGCGGCGCUCUGUGAGGCCCUUCCCGCCCGACCAGUUCUGCUUCUACCAGGGCUCGCUGCGCUCCCAUGGCAACUCCUCUGUGGCCCUAUCCACCUGCACCGGCCUGUCAGGCAUGAUCCGGACCCCCGAAGCCGAUUACUUCCUGAGGCCACUCCCUGCACACCUGGCCACAGGGGGCCUCAGAGCUCCAGGUGGGCCUGGGCCCCCUUCCCACAUCCUGUACAAGCGAUCCACAGCCCCUCGGGCAUCAGCGACCACCCAGGUCCUAAUGUCACAGAGGGUGAAAGCGACGGCACCUCAGCCCCACGUGACCCCAGAAAACCCAGAAUUCCGGACCCCCAAACCCCACUUUUGUGGGCGGCGCAGAAAGUACAUGCCCCGGCCACCCCUCAGGGACAUUUUCAUCCUGCCUGACGAGUACACGCCUCACUUCCGACCCCGGCGCUCACUGCCGAGGUCACUCAGGGAGGAAGAGCACAACGUGGAGACGCUGGUUGUGGUGGACAAACAGAUGGUGCAGAACCACGGCCAGGAAAACGUGACCACCUAUGUGCUGACCAUCCUCAACAUGGUGUCAUCUUUGUUCAAAGAUGGGACAAUAGGAGGGAACAUCAACAUUGCAAUCGUGGGGCUGAUUCUUCUAGAAGAAGAACAGCCAGGACUGGUGAUCAGCCACCAUGCAGACCACACCUUAACCAGCUUCUGCCAAUGGCAGUCAGGGCUACAGGGGAUGGAUGGACGGCGUCAUGACCACGCCAUCCUGCUCACAGGUCUGGACAUCUGUUCCUGGAAGGAUGGCCCCUGUGACACUCUGGGCUUUGCACCCAUUCGUGGCAUGUGUAGCAAGUACCGCAGUUGCACAAUCAACGAGGACACAGGUCUCAGCCUGGCCUUCACUGUGGCCCACGAGUCCGGACACAACUUUGGCAUGGUCCACGAUGGGGAGGGCAAUGUGUGCAGACGAUCUGAAGGCAACAUCAUGUCCCCCACCCUGGCUGGUCGUAACGGACUCUUCUCCUGGUCUCCCUGCAGUCGCCAGGACCUGCGUAGGUUUCUCAGCUCGGCCCAAGCCCUGUGCCUUGCUGACCAGCCCCAGCCUAUGAAGCAAUACAAAUACCCCGAGAAGUUGCCGGGCCAGUUGUAUGAUGCCAACACACAGUGCAAGUGGCAGUUCGGAGAGAAAGCCAAGGUCUGCCUACUGGGUGUUAAAAAGGAUCUCUGUAAAGCCCUGUGGUGUCACCGGGUUGGGAGAAAAUGCGAGACGAAGUUCAUGCCAGCAGCAGAGGGCACCAGUUGUGGGCAUGACAUGUGGUGCCGUGGAGGACAGUGCGUGAAGUAUGGUGCUAGAGGCCCACUGCCCACCGAUGGCCACUGGUCUGAUUGGUCCUCCUGGUCACCCUGCUCUAGGACCUGUGGAGGAGGAGUGUCUCACAGAGACCGCCUCUGCUCAAACCCCAAACCGUCAGCUGGAGGGAAGUUUUGUGAGGGCAGCACCCGGGUCCUGAAGCUUUGCAACAAUCAGCAAUGUCCCCAAGGCAGUAUGGACUUCCGGGCCCUGCAGUGUGCUGAGCACAACAGCAAGAAGUUUCGUGGUUGGCUUUACACCUGGAAGCCCUACACACAGGUGCCAGAUCAGGACUUAUGCAAACUCUACUGCAUUGCAGAAGGAUUUGAUUUCUUCUUUUCCUUAUCAAAUCAAGUCCAAGACGGGACCCCUUGCUCAGAGAAUAGCCGGAAUGUUUGUGUGGAUGGUAGAUGUGAGAAAGUGGGCUGUGACAAUGUACUGGGGUCAGAUGCUGUGGAAGACUCUUGUGGCAUUUGCAAAGGAAAUAACUCAGAGUGCGUCACCCACAAGGGUCUCUACAUCAAACAGCUCCCCAAGCACAAGUAUUACACAGUGCUCACAAUCCCAGCAGGUGCUCGGAACAUCCGAGUCCAUGAAGUGAAUGCAUCCAGCUCCUACCUUGCUGUGCGCAAUGCCCUCUAUCGGUAUCACCUUAAUGGACAGUGGGCAGUGGACUGGCCUGGUUGCUACAAGUUUUCAGGCACUACCUUCGAGUACAGGAGGUCUGACAAGGAGCGGGAGAGCUUGAAAGCCCCAGGACCUACCAAUGAAACACUGAUUGUGGAGCUGUUAGUUCAGGGCCGAAAUCCAGGCAUUGGCUGGGAGUACUCAGUGCCCCGGUCAGCAGGAGGAAAACCUCAUGCCCAGCCCAGCUAUUCAUGGGUCCUCGUCCGAUCUGAAUGUUCUGUGUCCUGUGGAGGGGGAUACCAGACCACACGAGAACACUGCUACCGAGACCUGAGGGUUCCCGUGAACAUGUCCUUCUGCAACCCCGCACUGCGGCCCUUGACAGGCAUGGUGCCCUGCAGGGUGUCCCCCUGUCCUCCCAGCUGGUCUCUGGGGAACUGGAGCUCCUGCAGCCUGACUUGUGGCCGAGGCACCCAGAGCCGCCCCGUGCAGUGUGUGCGCCAGGCCCAGCACCGCGCCCUUUGGCUCCCUGAGGGCCUGUGCCCGCUGCCCGUGCCCUCCCGCAGACAGGCCUGUCAAGUGCGCAGCUGCCCGCCCACCUGGAGCACUGGGCCCUGGACAGAGUGCUCGCGAAUCUGCGGGAAGGGUCUGAAAAAUCGGAGCGUGGCUUGCAGGAGCAGCGACCCCGCAGCCAAGGACCUGGUGCUGUCUGAGUCCCUCUGUGCCCCAAAGCCCAAACCCAGCACCCACGAGCCUUGUCUGCGCAGGCGUUGCAUCAAGCCGAAGAAGUUGCAGUGGCUGGUGUCGGCCUGGUCUCAGUGCUCUUCAUCCUGUGCUUUGGGCUCACAGCAACGAGUGCUCUGGUGUGCCGAGAAGCAGGUGUCCGGGCAGUACCGUGAGCUGCCACCCAAGCAUUGCUGGCACCUGGUGCCCCCUGCCCUGGAGCUGGGCCGGGCUUGCAGCACAGGCCCUUGUCCUCCACCUCCCCAGGAUGCGGGGCCCCUGCUGGCCACCUGGCACACCUCACCCUGGUCUCAGUGCUCGGCCAGUUGCGGGGGUGGUGUGCGAAGUCGGUCUGUGCAGUGUCUGCAGGGUGGCCAGCCAGCCCCCAACUGUCUCCUGUCCAAGCCUGCAGCCUCGAUAGCCUGCAACACGCACUUCUGCCCAGUGGCUGAGAGGACAAAUACCUUCUGCAAAGACCUCUUCCCUUGGUGCCCACUGGUGCCCCAGCACGGCAUGUGUGCCCAUCAGUUCUAUGGCCAGCAGUGCUGCUGGACCUGCUCUAAAUCUAUUGUGUGA